AUGGUGGACAAAGACCAGGGCGACUUGCUGGCAUCGCACCUGGACAAAGGGCUGGCCAUCAAGGCGACGAGCCAGGAAUCUCGCUUUCACACCGAGGCCAUCGAUACCGAGACAAAGGAGAUUGAUCUCAAAGAUGUCACGGUGGCCAUAGAGGAGCGCAUGCUCCUCGACGACGCCCAUCUGCGCAUCAAGGAAGGUGUGCACUACGGUCUCGUCGGUCGGAACGGGAUAGGCAAGAGCACGCUGCUCAAAGCCAUGGCAGACCGAAUCAUCCCGGGACUUCCCAACAAUGUCAAAAUACUCUUGGUCUCGCAGCUCGAGACGGAGCAGCUCGUCCUCUCUGGCUCCUCUGACCAGGCUUCUGUCCUCGAGGCCGUUUUAAGCGGGGAUAGGGACCGAGCAAACACAGAGAGAGAGGCCGAGCAGCUUGGACGGGCGCUCGACUCGCAGGACGAAGGGCAGAUCCAGCAGGCCACGAGCAAGAUCCUUUUUCAAAGAGCCUGGGAGCACCUCGAGGAAGCACGCAAGAUUUCUAGCAAGCGAAGUGGCACACGGGGUGCCCAGGCAAGAAAGGAUCUUCUGGCGGCAGAGGAUCGCUAUGAAUGCGCCAAGAAGGAAGUCAGCACGCCCUCGAAAGACAGAGACUGGCAGCAGGAGGCGGUCUCGCUGCAUGCAAAAGCGCUCUCCUAUCUCGAUGAAGUCGACGCCUCGACAGCCCCGGUCCGCGCCCGACAGAUCCUCACUGGCCUCGGUUUCAGCGAAGAGCGCAUCAUGGGCCCAUACACUGCUCUUUCGGGCGGCUGGCGUUCUCGUCUCGCACUCGCUUCGGCACUCCUGCAGCCGACCCACGUCCUGCUUCUCGACGAGCCCGUCAACUUCCUGGACCUGCCCAGUAUUCUCUGGCUCCAGGGUUGGAUCCAUGAAUGCGCACAUUCCGUCGUCGUCGUGGCUCACGAUGUAGAGUUUCUCAACUCGGUAGCUCAAGAGCUCAUCAUUCUGCGCAAGUCGAAACUGACCUACUUUGACGGUAACUUGGCCGAGUUUGAAGCGACGCAACGCGCCAACCUCAAAGAUGCGCUGCGGAAGCAGGAAGCCCUCGACAAGAAGCGUGACCAGAUGCAAAAGUCGAUUGCCGACAAUGCCAAGCAGGCCAGAAAGACGGGCGACGACAACAAGCUCAAGAUGAUCAAGUCCAGGCAGAGGAAGCUCGACGAUCGAUGGGGUAUCGAGACCAAUGCAAAGGGACAUCGGUUCAAGCUCAAUCGCGACUUUGGAGGCUAUCAUCUGACCAGUCGAGGCGAGGUGGACAUCGACGUGCCCGAUGCGCCCGUCCGCUUCGCCUUUCCUGAUCCGCCACCAAUGCGCCACGCCGGCUCACUUCUUGACUUUGACGAUGUCACCUUUGCCUACCCAGGAAAGCGACCGGUGCUCUCCAACGUCAAGCUCACUAUCGAUCGCGGAGAGAGGGUCGCGCUCGUAGGUCCAAAUGGACAUGGAAAGACGACACUCGUGCAGCUCGCCAUGGGCAGCCGUCUCCCCACUCGGGGAAGCGUGACGCGGCACACCAGACUAAGGAUGGCUAUCUACGCCCAGGACACGGCCACACAGCUCACGAGCUGCGACGUACCAGCACUUCAACAUUUCAUGCAAGAGAAGCAGCUUUCUACCGACGAAGCUGCCACUGCCCGCGGCUUUCUGGCGCAAAUGGGCCUCCGAGGGCCACAGGCUGUUGAUGCUCUGCCCGUUCGAAUGCUCAGCGGUGGUCAAAAGGUCCGCCUGGGCCUGGCUAUGAUCAUGUGGGAUGCACCUGACCUCGUCAUAUUGGACGAGGUCACGACCCAUCUCGACAGCGACACGAUCGAGGCCCUGGUAGAGGCACUCUCGACCUAUGAGGGAGCCGUCAUUCUCAUUUCACACGAUCGGCACGCUGUGAAGAGAAUCGUGGAGAGGAAGGGAAGGCGAGCAGAGGGUCAAGAAGAGGACGAGGAUGGAGAGCGAUCGGAUGAGGAGGAGAGCCAACCAGGCGCACCAGGCCGCACUUAUCUGGUCCAGCACGGAAAACUCAGAUUGCUCGAGGCCGGCGUGCAAGACUAUGUCCAGAUGGUUGAAAGACAGCUGUAA
Messenger RNA from Acaromyces ingoldii, 2121 nucleotides. RefSeq names its product P-loop containing nucleoside triphosphate hydrolase protein. The transcript has 4 exons. Gene Ontology annotation, molecular function: ATP hydrolysis activity; ATP binding. The record is from RefSeq and is a predicted model, not a curated record. Lineage: Eukaryota; Fungi; Basidiomycota; Exobasidiomycetes; Exobasidiales; Cryptobasidiaceae. The coding region runs from base 1 to 2121 and encodes 706 amino acids.